AUGGAAGUCUUCAGUGACUAUGCCAGCCCAGUGCUCGCACAAGCCUCGGCCUUGUGGACUGACAUUGUGGACACCUACUCCGCGCAACGAAUCGAGUUCGUGGGGACAUUGAUGGUUCAAGUCUUGACCUUCUGGCUGCCCUCGAUUGUCUAUCUACUGCUUGACGUGAUUGCGCCCAGCUUCAGCCAACGGCACAAGAUCCAGCCGGCGCCAAAGCAGCCCACCCGCAGCGACAUCGUGCGCUGUUUCAUCGUGGUCACACAGAAUCAGAUCCUCUCUUCCGCGCUGCACCUGGGCCUCAUCUACAUCAGCGGCAAAGCCGGAUCAGGGUCAUCCUACCGCGUCACAGCAAGCUUCCCCUCAGUCACUGAAUUCAUACGCGAUUUCGCGAUUAGUCUGCUCCUCCGGGAAGCAAUGUUCUACUACAGCCACCGACUUCUUCAUAUUCCCUUUUUCUACCGCCGGAUUCACAAGAAGCACCACAAAUUCACGGCUCCCAUCGCACUAGCGGCUCAAUUUGCCCACCCGAUCGAGCAGAUCUUUGCAAAUGCGCUGCCAAUCUCGCUCCCCCCGCAGCUGCUGCAUAGCCAUGUCCUGACGUUUUGGGCAUACCUUGCCUGGGAAUUGUUCAACACGGCGACCGUGCAUAGCGGAUACGACUUCUUCCGGAAUAAAGCAAAGAUGCACGAUCUGCACCAUGAGAAGUUUAAUCUUAAUUAUGGGUCAAUUGGAUUCCUCGAUUGGGUGCAUGGAACAGACAAUUUGGGGAAGCGACACUCCGAGUAG
Messenger RNA from Penicillium daleae, 786 nucleotides. Its product is annotated as sterol desaturase family protein. Gene Ontology annotation, biological process: ergosterol biosynthetic process. Lineage: Eukaryota; Fungi; Ascomycota; Eurotiomycetes; Eurotiales; Aspergillaceae. The coding region runs from base 1 to 786 and encodes 261 amino acids. Gene Ontology annotation, molecular function: C-4 methylsterol oxidase activity; iron ion binding. The transcript has a single exon. The record is from RefSeq and is a predicted model, not a curated record.